Messenger RNA from Paramisgurnus dabryanus, 2078 nucleotides. It is a transcript of the gene camk2n2a, whose product is annotated as calcium/calmodulin-dependent protein kinase II inhibitor 2a. NCBI's taxonomy places the organism in Eukaryota, Metazoa, Chordata, Actinopteri, Cypriniformes, Cobitidae. Gene Ontology annotation, molecular function: protein kinase binding; calcium-dependent protein kinase inhibitor activity. Gene Ontology annotation, biological process: negative regulation of protein kinase activity. The record is from RefSeq and is a predicted model, not a curated record.
ACUGUUCCGCCUGGGUUUCCUUUAUGAUCACGGGAUCUCCCGUACCUUACAGCAGACUUCACUUGACAGCUGAUAGACACACACCCUCUCUCUCUCUCUCUCUCACACACACCUCUCGAACGACGCACUCUGCACCGCGCACUCCAGACCUGAACGCGCUUGGAAGUUGGCGGUGCGAGUUCCACUUUUACGCGUGAGGAUAUCCACCAAGAAAGUGCACUUGUUUUGAGGGGAUAGUUGCCAUAUCCACCGUCGCUGCCUAUAGAUACCCUCUGUUUGAGCGAUUUCUGCGUCGACACCUCGUCCUCCACUGCAGCCAUGUCCGAGGUCCUGCCGUACAGCGAGGGGAAAAUGAGCGGAUACGGAGGUGACAACGAUGUGAGCCAGAUGUCCUUCAGCUGCGGGCUGCAGGACACCAACUCGUUUUUCGGUGCGUCGCAGGCGAAAAGACCCCCGAAACUUGGACAGAUCGGAAGAGCGAAGAGAGUGGUCAUCGAGGACGACCGAAUAGACGAGGUGCUGAAAGGUAUGACCGACAAAGCGUCACCGGGCGUUUAAAGCCGAACAAAGCCUUGCAGACAUUUCAAUUUUUUCACCGAUUUGAAGCACUUGUCGGUUGCGCAUGUGAAGACGAUUGCAAAGAGAUGGAGGGGUGAUGGCACGACGCUCGAACCAAGAGGAGACCUAAAGGGAAAGAAAUUUAAACGAAGGAGAAAUGGAAAGAUCAAAAUUUACUUGGGGUUUGCUGGCAAUUCUCCAAAAAAGACACCCGAAUGAAAGCUUUAAAGUUGAUGUCGGGGACGGUGAGGAUGCGCUCUCGAGGCUCAUGUGAAUAAACAUGGAUGGACUUGUCAUUGUAAUUCCACAACCAUCAUCUUCCAGAAGCGCUGUAAGCAAAACGAAGUUCAACCUAAGACUGAAUCGCAUCUUAAGCUCUGUUACUAUAGCUGUACAGUAUCUUAGCUCAAAGACCUUCUCGUUAACACACACACAGAUCAACCGACAAAGGCGCAUUUACGGAUCCGCAUUGAGCGUCGAUUGCUGCUUUUUAGAGACACUUAGAUGCACAAAGACAUUUACCAAACAUAAAGAUAACUGAACUUCUAUACGUAUGUACACAUAUGGUGCAAUGUGAAUAUUUUCUUUGGCUCUUUUGCAUCAGUUUCCUUUUCAAAAAUUGAGUAGCCUAUAUGAUCAUGCACAUGCCCACAGGUGUUGACGCGUGUAGUCUUUGCGUUUUUUUGGUGGUCUGUUGUUUUGCCCUUCACUGCAGCUGCUUUUGCGCAUCACCGCACCUGCGCCACGGAUACGCAUCAUCAUCACCACAGCACAGAGGAACAUUGUGCGUUACGCCCUCGUGUAAUUAACCCGACAUGAACACGUCUUGGUUUCCUUCAAGUGUUAUUUUUUGAUGAUGUUUAUCAUCAUCAUCUCACCUUACUCUGUUUUGUCCAUCUCUUUGCAUGAACUUAUACUUCGGUGCCAACAAAGGUGCCACCACGAAUCUUACCCUGGCACGCUUCUUUUUAAAAAGUCAUUUGUAUUUUUAUAUCUUAAUAUUUGUUAUUUAAAAUGAAAUGCUAUAUGUCGUCCCAAUAAUUCAUAAGUAAUGAUGUUUAUAUUUCAAAGAAAUAGAUCUUAGGGGCGAGAGGAUUAUUUAGUUUUUAUUUAAUAAAAAAGACUUAAUGAAUGAAUGUUUCUCGGGUUUUUUGCACACAUCCGUGUUGAACUACUGUUAUAUGGAAAUCGUAAACUGUGACUUGAGCUUUGUUGAUAAAUUUGUUAGAAAGUGGCGAUAUUAGAAAUCUACUGCACUGUUUACUAAUAUCUUCAAAUAACGCGUUUGGUCAUUAAGUUUGUGUUUCUUUUCUAUUUCCCUUUUUCAGUUUUGUUUGUUUUGUACCAUUAUUCUAAAGAAACUGACUAUGGUUUGUUGUGCAUGAAACCUUUUCAAUAAUCGAGCAUCGUUUUAUUAAGCAAAAAGCAACAAAAAAUGUCAUGACAUUCUAAGAAUGAAUCAUUGCAUAUUACAAUACCAUUUUCACUGUAUUUGGUGAAUUAAUAAAUGGUGGAACAUA